AUGGUGGCCGGGCCGGCUCCAUUUUCGGCCUCCUCCCCCUCCUCCACCUCCCCCUCCACCUCCUCCCCCUCCUCCUCCCCCCCCGCGGGCCGCUCGUCCUCCGCGGUUGUCCGGACCCUCUCGACUCGGAGCAUAAGGAUGCACGGCCCCGGACCCUCUCAGGACCCCUCCCAGGCUCCAGGCGAGCGGGGCGAGCUGCUCCACUCCCUCUCCAAGGAGACCUCCGGCUCCCCGGAGGCCUCGGAGCUGGGGAGCCCCCGCUGCGUGCCGAACUUUGACCUCUUCAACAUGGUGGUGUCCUACAAGAGGAUGGCCCUGUUCCUGGAGCCCGUGGCGGACGGCGUGGAGGACGCCUCUGUGCUCGCUGCUGGUUUUUCUGGUCCUGAACUGGGCUGGCUGGCGGUGGCGGUGGCGGGCGUGGCGGCGCCCGGCGCCCUGGGAUACCUGCAGGACAGGUGCGGGGGCAGGGCCUCGGAGGCGGAGCUCCAGAGGAGGCGGCACCACGCCGUGCACCGCAGAGACCUGCAGACCGUCCACCUCACCAAGCAGGAGGCCAUGCUGGAAGUCAAAGACCUGUUGAAGCACCUGGACGACAUGCUGGCCUCGGCCUGUCAGUCAGCAGAGGCUGUGUACAGGGUCUUAUACUGGGACGAUCACACCACCUCAUCAAGGUUCUACGGGGCCCUGCUGACGGUGGCCUGUCUGCUGUACGUGGCUCCGGUGGGUCUGGUGCUGGCCGGGCUCAACACUGCCAGUCCGGCCUCGGAGGCAGCCGGGGAGGAGCAGGAGCCGGGCGGCCUCCUGGACCGGACCCCCACACCCACCAGUCUGGAGGACCUGUCUCCGGGCAGCGUAGAAGAAGCUGAGGAGGCGGAGCCAGACGAUGAAUUUAAGGACGCCAUUGAGGAGAAUUCAGUCUCCCUCCAGGAGGAUGACGACGGGCCUCUGGGCGCCCCGGAGUACGACACCGUCUCUGAGAACGGGCUCCUGAGUCGGAACGAACCCAUACGCAGCAAAGUGUCCAAACUGACGGAGAAGCUG
Messenger RNA from Menidia menidia (Atlantic silverside), 1041 nucleotides. The record is from the annotation of a GenBank genome assembly. NCBI's taxonomy places the organism in Eukaryota, Metazoa, Chordata, Actinopteri, Atheriniformes, Atherinopsidae.